GAAAGGUGGCCAUGCGGUCCAUGCUAAGCCGAGAGCUUGAUGUCGGCAUUCGACUAUUUGGCUUCUUGUGUUGUUGAACCCCGGCCCCUUUUGUUGAUCCGCCCCCUGAGGGCUUCAGAGUCACGACAUGAACUUUCCGCCGAGUUUUGUUCAUGAAUUCAUUCGGCGGCUCGAUUCAAGCUCUGCAGGAAGUUUGCCGCCACCCAAUCGCGAUAUCCCAAGUUAUGAUUUCCAUGACGCGUCUGAACAGAACCUGGUGGUGACCAACAGCCAACCUCAAAGCUUCCAACUGGGCACCGGUGCUUCUCUUCUUACGGACAGCCUGUUACCCGCCAUCACGUCAGCCCGCCAUGAGGUUAUCCUCGUUACUUGUUUCUGGGCACAGUCCAAGACAUUAACAGCGCUCUGCGACGCGCUCACCAAGCUCGCAGCACAUCGCCGUCUUCUCAUCGAAGGGGCAAUAUCCCAGGGGUCGACGACCAUCCCCCCAUUACGGGUUCACAUAUGUUUUUCAUCGCGAUCUUUGUUUCAAAAGUUGCUGCACACACAAUCACAUAAUGGCUAUGUCUACCCGCCCUCGUCAUGGCAGAAGAAGCUCGGCUUGCCGGAAUCCGCGCUCCUCGAAGCUGGAGGCAUCCACCUUCAAGUCAAGAGUCUCUUCUUUCUCCCGUUUAGCGUGAUGCAUCCCAAGUUUGUUAUUGUGGACAGGCAACGAGCACUUGUGCCGAGCUGUAACGUUAGCUGGGAGCCCUGGCUAGAGGGUUGCGUGGAGUUGACUGGGGAUGCAGUUCAGGCGCUCUUUGCUUUCUACUCGCGGACUUGGGGGGGACCUCAAGAUUUCCAAUCACUCUCCGGCGACACAGGGGAAGUAGGCUUCGACAGCCGCGCAGCAAACCUCACCUUGAUACCCAGCACCGCCCACCAUCGCGCCGAGUUCCAAUCUCAGGAACCAAUCCCAACUCUCGUCCUCCCCUCUUCACACCACCGCAACCCACGCUUCCGCCCAUUCCCCUGGCAGGGCUCACCCAUGCCCCCCAACACCCCUCUCAACACGGCGUUGCUCCAACUCCUCGAGCAGGCCCAACGGUCCAUCUACAUUCAAACCCCCAACAUCACCUGCGAGGCCGUGAUCGCCGCCCUCCUCGGCGCCCUCGCGCGGGGUAUUGAUGUCACCAUCGUGACAAACCGUAACAUGAUGGUACUCGAGCAGCUUGUCACGGCGGGCACCACCACGGCUUGGAGCAUCCGCUCCUUUAUCCGCCGCUUCCGCCAGCUCAAAGCCGCAGCGGUGGAUGGGGUUCCCGCGAGGCACGGCGGGGGGGGUACGGACCUGGAAGCUGGGCGCCGGGUUGGACACCUCCGGAUCUCAUACUUUAAGGCGAAACCGCAGGCCGCCACGGGCCUGGCGCCGUCUGAGGCCGAAGAGCCGGUGCAUUCGCAUCUGAAAUUGACGGUUGUGGAUUCGGAAUACACGGUGCUCGGGUCGGGGAACCUUGACCGUGCUAGUCUUUUUACUAGUCAGGAGCUUGGCUUGAUGUUUUAUGGGCGCGAGUUUGGUGCGGGAGUCAAGGCUGGGGUGGACCGUGUCCUGGAUGGGAGGCUUGAUUUGGUGUAUGACUCGGGUGACGUGAGCGAUGGCUGAAUGCUGGUAAUUGGUAUUAGAAUCAUCUCUCUUCAUGCGUGCCUUGGGCACUUUACUUGGACGGAGUGCCGUGCGCUGUCUUAGAAUAACCCCGGCUCCGCGGACCACCGGUUGGGCCUCCCCUGUCUAACAACAAUGGUUGUCAGGUUGAACUUUACCUGAACAAAGAAACCGUGACGAGGGUAAGAAAAGAUGUGACUUGGUUAUGAAAGCCGUUCAACUUUGCCUGCGCACCCC
This is a messenger RNA of Chaetomium fimeti, 1879 nucleotides long. RefSeq lists its product as uncharacterized. Gene Ontology annotation, molecular function: catalytic activity. The transcript has a single exon. Bases 128 to 1642 code for a protein of 504 amino acids. Lineage: Eukaryota; Fungi; Ascomycota; Sordariomycetes; Sordariales; Chaetomiaceae. The record is from RefSeq and is a predicted model, not a curated record.